UCUCUCUCUCUCUCCCACACACACAUCCCGUUCAGUCACACAGUCACACACACACACAACGGGACAAUCGAGAAGACGGAGGUCCGCUACAGCUAACCGUUAACUCCACAUUUUACACCAAAAAAAGCGUAACCAUGGGGAAGGGAUGCAUCACAGCAACCAAGUACUUCCUGUUCCUGUUCAACCUCAUCUUCUUUAUCUGUGGAGUGUUGAUCAUGAGCUUUGGACUGUGGGUCCUUCUGGAUAACCAGAGCUUUAUCGCUGUUCUGCAGGAGUCCUCCACCACUCUGAAAGUGGCGUCCUAUAUUCUGAUCACUGUGGGUUCUCUCUCCAUGGUUAUGGGCUUCCUGGGCUGUAUAGGAGCCAUCUACGAGAUACGCUGCCUGCUGGGCCUGUACUUCACCUGCCUCCUGCUCAUCCUCAUCGCCCAGGUUACGGCUGGCGUGCUCAUCUACUUCCAGAGAGACAGACUGCAACAGGAGAUGUCCACCAUCGUCAAGGGAAUGCUGGUCAACUACACUGGUCAGAACAGGACCACAGAACAUUCCUGGGACUAUGUACAGAGGACGAUGAAGUGUUGUGGCUGGGUGUCUCCAGGUAACUGGUUGGAGAACGUGUGGAUCAAGAACAGUUCUGUCUCGCUGUACCCCUGCUCCUGUCGGAAUGAAACCCUGCCUGGGACAGACAUGAAUGAGACUGGGCUCUGUGAACACUUGUCUGCUGACCGGCCAGUAUACCAAACGGGCUGCAUGCAUAGUGUGGAGGCCUGGCUGUUGGAGAACUGUGGAGUUAUUCUUGGAAUCUGUGUCGGGGUGGCAGUCCUAGAGCUCCUCGGUAUGAUUCUGUCCAUGUGUCUCUGUAAGAGUGUUGUCCAGGAGGAUUACACCAAAGUUCCCAAGUACUGACUAUGAAGACCAGCAAAAGUCAUGCACACCUACACACAGACACACACACAGACACACACACACACACAUGCAUAGCAUAGACACACUCUCACAGUGAAACA
This is a messenger RNA of Oncorhynchus mykiss (rainbow trout), 1006 nucleotides long. RefSeq names its product CD82 antigen. NCBI's taxonomy places the organism in Eukaryota, Metazoa, Chordata, Actinopteri, Salmoniformes, Salmonidae. The record is from RefSeq and is a predicted model, not a curated record. Gene Ontology annotation, cellular component: plasma membrane.